This is a messenger RNA of Mustela lutreola (European mink), 3066 nucleotides long. It is a transcript of the gene TMEM170B, whose product is annotated as transmembrane protein 170B. Bases 14 to 634 code for a protein of 206 amino acids. Gene Ontology annotation, biological process: negative regulation of canonical Wnt signaling pathway. The record is from RefSeq and is a predicted model, not a curated record. NCBI's taxonomy places the organism in Eukaryota, Metazoa, Chordata, Mammalia, Carnivora, Mustelidae. Gene Ontology annotation, cellular component: plasma membrane. The transcript is spliced from 3 exons.
UCCGCCGUCCUCAAUGUCUCCCCGGCGGGGAGGGGGCUGCCUGGGAGACGCGCUGAGCUGCCCCCCCCGGAGGCCCGUCGGCGGCAGCAGCAGCGCCCGGCCCGGCGCCCCGCAGCCUUCCCCGGCGGCGGCGGCGGCCUGGAGGAGCCCUGCACCCGCCGCCGCCCCCGGAGCCUCGCAGCCGCCGCCGCCACCCGGCGUCCGAGGAGAGGGCGGCGGGCGCCCCCCGGGGAAGAUGAAGGCGGAGGGGGGCGACCACUCCAUGAUCAACCUGUCGGUGCAGCAGGUCCUGAGCCUCUGGGCCCACGGGACGGUGCUGAGGAACCUCACGGAGAUGUGGUACUGGAUCUUCCUGUGGGCUCUCUUCUCGUCCCUGUUUGUCCACGGUGCUGCGGGCGUGUUGAUGUUUGUGAUGCUGCAGAGACACAGGCAGGGGAGAGUGAUCUCCCUCAUCGCCGUCAGCGUCGGAUUUCUGGCUUCUGUCACCGGCGCGAUGAUUACUAGCGCAGCCGUCGCGGGCAUCUACCGAGUGGCAGGGAAGAACAUGGCCCCCCUGGAGGCGCUGGUGUGGGGCGUGGGACAGACUGUAUUGACAUUAAUCAUCUCCUUCUCAAGGAUCCUCGCCACACUCUGAGCUGUCGGUGGGCAUGUCUCACUUCACAGAAGGAAACAGAUGUACAGAUUCUCAGAACACGGCGUUGUGAAGGAGCGGGAUGAAAUUGAGCAAGGAGAGCGUGGAAGGAGCAGGUCGCUGCAGAAGGCCUUGAGCUGUGUGCGAAGAUCGCCCUCUGGUGUCCAAGUGAUUGCACUACCGCACCGCACCUUAACGUGCCUCCGUCCCAGGCCAGGCGCAUCCUGGAAGCCGUGAGCAGAAGCACCUUGUUCAGCUGCCAAUCAGGUUAACACUGGUGUUGACUCAUUUUUCUUUAACAGUGUUGUGUUGAGUUACGGGGACGUUUUGAGGAAUUGAUAUAUGUGCCAAACUCUUCUCUCUCUCUCUCUCUCUUUUUUUUUUUUAAAACAUUGAUCAUGUGACAAUUUGCAAGUGUAGAUGUAGAUGAGUGCUGUGAACCACAUUUGACAUGAAUUCAGGUAACGUAGUGAGAUUUUUCUUUCGUGACGCUAAAUCCCGUGUGAGUGCUGAACACCGAAUCCUUUAGUAUGCGGCGAACUUUUUGGUUUUUAAUGUUGAACGUUUCUGGGAUUUAGGGCUUUAAUAUGUUUAGGCAUUAUUGUUAUUUAAUUUAUGUGGAAAAUAAUACUUAAUGGAAAACUAGCUAAACUCUUGUAAGGACUCAAAGUAGACCCAUAGGGUGCAUCCUUCCCACUCACUUAAAUAACAAACACUCUUUUAAUAGUUUCCCUCCUACGUAACUAUUCUAUUGAUAUGAAUUCAAAAACUAUGGGUCACACACAUUGACUGUAGUUUGUGUGUCAUAAAAAUAUAAUUUGAAAAUUUUCUUAUAAACUUUGUAAGAAAAGAAGGCUGAAAUGCAUGUUGCAUUCUUUGACCCUUCUAAAGAAAGUUUUUGCCAUGUAUCUCAUGGAGAAAACAUCUUUAUAACUCGUAUCUCGGUGGGAUUAUAUUACUUGUUGCAUAUAUCUUGAUUUUUGACAAAACAUAAAGGAUCUUGCAUUCUGGAGUAUUACCUAUAUUUAAAGAGUGGCCUAAAUUAGGCUGUGAAAACAAAGAGCCUCAUUUGUAGAUAAGUGACAAGUUAUAUAAGAAGAGUAAUAAACUAUCUUACAUUGGGCAUGUGGUAACAUAAUUUUGCUAAGUAAAAAUUGGGGAAUAUAAGUAAUUUAAAAAUUUGACACUUAAUCUCAGCAUAUCAGUACAGUACUGAACAUAUAUUAGAGCCGUUCUGUCGUUCAGUUCUCGAUUUGCACUACUAAGUUUCCUAGAAUCAGCGACGACAUUUAAUAGAAUGAAAAAGUACUUAGUAAUACAACAUUUUAAGAGGUUUUGGCAAGAUGGAGUUGUUUUUAAGAGUGCAAGGAGUAAGGGGGACAGAACCUGGUUGAAUUUGUCUCCAACUGAUUGUUUUAAAUUCCAGGUCCUCUGAUAAAUGUGCUAACUCAGAAACCCACUGCAGAAAAUGUGAAGUUAAGGGCAAUCCAAAAAACAAUCUGCAUACUCUAGCCUCACUGUUUUAUACCCCGAUUUGCUAAAAAGUGCAUUUCUAUUAGGUCCCAUUCAAAUUUAAGACCCUCAUUACCCACACCACUUCUUUUCCACCAAAAAGCAGAAGAUCUUUCAAUGACUUCACAAUAGGGAGUUGGGGAGGUGAUACUUUUACCAGUAUGGAAGCCAGUCUUGGGGGUUUACUAAUGCUGUGGCUUAGAAAUCUGUUUUUGUUUUGUUUUUUUUUUUAAAACCAAUAAGCAACUAUGCAUCCCUAGAGAUCUUUGAAGUAAACCUUAAAAUUGAUUCUUUUUAUCAUGUACAAGCCUAAAAAUUAUUUUCAUGUGUUCUUUAUGCUCCUGAUGCUUUCCCAAAUUAAAUUUAGGCAUAAAUUUUCCAAGUCAAUUUGAUUUCUCCUUUUCUUUCAGACUUGAAUUGUGUUCUUCCUUUACUUUGGCUCUUCUAUUGGUCAUUUCAAGUGUUCAUAUUCUUUGAGAGGAGUUACCAAUCACAUGUUCACAUUGUUUCAGAUCGACGGUAGGAAUAUUUCUUUGAACAUUUGGUUGUUUCAUGAUGUAAGAAAGUUACCUUGGUAAGGGAAUACGAGCACAUGGUUUAGAAUCCAAAAUUAGCCAGAAAAUAACGCAGACACAUUAAAUCCAUCCGUGUGUGGACCAAAGAGAUUCUAACUCCUGUUUUUACUCUCGAAUGGAAGUAUAAUUAGGUGGUUCUUAAUUAGUCUAUGGAGUGUCCUGCAGCUCUCUCCAUCAGGUUGCUUUACAUUAUGAAUUGUGUCUGCGUGUGAGCUCUUAACCUUUGGAGAAUUGCUGGUUUCUUUGCUGUUUUCAGUUCUUUCCAUUGGGAUUUUGUGCAGAUGUCACUCUCUUGAUAUUUUCAAAUGCAGUUGAAUCGUGUGAGUUGAUGAAAUUGUCUUAAUAGCU